AUGGAAACAGGCGAUUAUGCACAAACAAGGGCAAACUUCUUCAUCCGCAACCCAGUAAGCUGCACGGCUCCGAUUUGUUUGGAAAAAUUGGACAACUCACCAUUUCUAUCAGCUACGGGAGUGAUGGGCGAGAUUUUGCUGUACCGUAUCAAACGCCCCCCACCGACCGCAUCAUCCCGCAGUCCAUGGAGCAUAAGCAAUUUUUGCCAACGGCCCAUAAGCUCGGUAAAGAACUUCUUUGGGGUUUUGCUUUUGGAGGAAGCUAGACUUGUUCGCCAUUUUGAUUCACGCCAUAUCGCAGGAGCGUUUGCAACGGAGAGCUUGGAAGAAUGCAAAAGAAAACUUCUGCUCGAAUAUUUGUCCAUCGAUUUAGCCGAAAUUCUUGCCAUGCGUUACAAAGACAACCUUGGACCAUUGGAGGCACCAAAGGCUAUAAAAGCAUCGUUUGACAUACUGAGCGCCCUGGAUUAUCUGCAUACGGAUAUGCUCAUGCUUCAUGGGGAUUUGAAAUCAUUCAACGUUCUAGUGUAUGGAGAUUUUGAAAAUGUCAAAAUUUGUGGACUGGGCUCGAUCUCAAAAAGUUUGAACCCGGAUGGCACCCUGGAUCAUGAUUCAAACCCGGACAAUGAAAAAUUGUGCGUUGGAUUGUGGUCCGCGCCGGAAGCUUUCGAAAAUACGAAUGAAAACAUCACAUCAAAGGUGGACAUAUUUUCAUUCGGUCUGGUCGUUUAUGAAAUGCUCGCAUGCAUGCCACCGCAUACAUUCCCGGGGAUCUUGGACCACAUGAUUGCGGAUUCAGAUGGAAUGAUUGAGGCACACAACGCAGAGGACACAGAGACGGAUAUGUCGGACAGCGUAAAAGAUGGCGAUGACGACCAGGAUGACUUGGAAGAUAAUUUCGAUCGCAGACAUAAACAUAUGCGCGUAAUAGCUCCUUUGUUCGUAAAACGAAACAAAUGCGUCGCGCGUAAACGCCAGUCUAAAAAGGAUGAAACUGGUACCGUAAAAAAGAUCAAGUAUGAUGAAGUUAUCAUUGAUCUUGUGGACGAAGAAGAGCCUACGAAGGAAGCAGCAGCAACACCUGACGAUGGCGGAACUAUCGGGAACGCCAAUGAUGUAAAGGAUCAAGAGCUGGCACUUUCUAAGACUGCAUCUGCAAACGUCGUUAGCGAUACUACAGGAUCCCAACAGGAAGUAAAUGGCAAGGAGAAAAUUGUACCGGAGGGUAUUACCGAAACAGAACAUCCAACAUCAGCCAAACCCAUCACCGCAGAAGAAAAAGCAGAGUUGCCAGUGACAGUAGAGAGCUCCGCCGAGAAUCUACAAGCUGAACAGGAGGAUGGUAAAGGGGAAGUGAAGGAUACCCCAACAGCUUGUUCCAAUAGCAGCACAAAUGAAGCGUCAGAAAAUUUCCCAUCGAAGGUAGAGAAAGCCACUACCUCCACCAAAGGCUCAAAUAUUGCGUUCCAAAAGAAUGCCGAAAAUCCUGUUGCGCUUGCGACCAAACGACAGGAAGAUUCGUCGGAUGUCGUGAUGGUGAUCGACAGCUCGGACGAAGAAAACGAUGUGCCAGUCAAACCGUACGAGGUGAAUAGUUCUGAUAGCAGCAUCCAUAGCUGUAGCUCAGACGAUGAAGGUGCACUUAAUAAUACGGGCGAAUCCCAAAAAUCCUCCCAAAAUUCCAGCAAGUCUUCGGACGGCCCUAAGGAAGAGAUAAUCGCAUGUUGGAAUUUCGAUGGGAAUUAUCUCAACUAUGAGUGUGUCGGCACACGUCCACCAAUUCCGGCUGAGAUAACAUUCGGCAAGGAGUAUAACAUUCUGCUCGAAAUGUUUGUUAUCUGCACCAACCAAGAGAUUGAGUUGCGCCCUAGUGCCGCACAACUCCUGAAAGCUUAUCGGCUGGUGAAUCCUGAAAGCCCCUCGGCUCCUGCUCAACCCUAG
Messenger RNA from Anopheles maculipalpis, 1941 nucleotides. RefSeq lists its product as uncharacterized. The record is from RefSeq and is a predicted model, not a curated record. Gene Ontology annotation, biological process: protein phosphorylation. The coding region runs from base 1 to 1941 and encodes 646 amino acids. The transcript is spliced from 3 exons. Lineage: Eukaryota; Metazoa; Arthropoda; Insecta; Diptera; Culicidae. Gene Ontology annotation, molecular function: ATP binding; protein kinase activity.